CCGACAACUCUCGGCCAGCACAAGAAAGCCCUUAUUCGGUGUCCCCGCGACCGUUUUUGCGACGCCCAGCGUGCUUGGUGGCGUUUUCUGGCCCACGGUGUUAACCCACACCUAACGAAGUCCGAUCCGUGACAUCCACACCUUGUUGGCACCAGAUCUACAAACCCCAACACUUUCACCAUCGUUUUAAGGGGUGUUAAUAUUCAGGUGUUUUGGCGAAAAUGAUUACUGAAGCGGUCGAGAAUGGAGGAGGCGAUAUGGAAAUUGAUGGAUUCGAACAGAAGCCCGAGAAAGUUGUGCCCGAUGGGUUCGAUGUUAACUAUCUCAAGAUUUACUACGGAAAGCUUUUCCCGUAUACUGAUUUCUUCAAAUGGAUGUCUUAUGGAAAUGAUGGCAAGCAUCCAGGCAGUGACCAAUCCUAUUUUGGCCGGAGAGAGUUUUCAUUCACGUUGGAGAAUGAUAUAUAUCUACGAUACCAAUCUUUCAAUAACUUGUCCGAAAUGGAGAAUUCGAUCAAGGAAAAGUGUCCGUUUAAAAUUGAUAUUGGGCCUGUAUACAGCGUGGAUCUUGCAAAAAGACACGCAUAUGCUGGUGAUAAUGUAUUUACUCCAGUGGAGAGAGAGCUGAUUUUUGAUAUUGAUAUGACAGAUUAUGAUGAUGUUAGAUACUGUUGUUCAGGAGCUGAUGUUUGCUUGGAUUGCUGGCCUUUAAUGACUGCAGCUAUCAAAGUGAUUGAUACUACCCUCCGAGAUGACUUUGGAUUUAACCACAUACUCUGGGUAUUUAGUGGCCGACGUGGUGUUCACUGUUGGGUCUGUGAUGGCAAAGCAAGAAGGUUGUCUAAUGAACAGAGAGCUGCCAUCGCUGAACAUUUCCAUUUAUAUCAGGGUAAUGAAAACAGCCGCAAAAAAAUUUCUCUAACAGGUCCUGUUCUUCAUCCAUUUCUCGCGAGAUCAUACACUGAAGUUCUCAAGGAUAGCUUCGAAUCAACAUUGCUUUGUAGUCAAAAGAUUUUCUCAACUGAGGAGAGAUAUGAGAAAAUCUUAGAUAUGAUUCCUGAUGAAUCCGUUACCUCAGAACUUCGGGGAAGAUGGCAAGAGAACAGGCAGCCCUCUAAAAAAGAUGUUAAUUAUGUUAGAUGGGAGCAACUAAAAAGUAUGCUGCAAUCAGUAAAACAUAAGGCACAGGGAAUGCGUAGGCAUGUUGAAGAGAUUGUUUUCUCUUUUACCUACCCUAGGCUCGACUUGGAGGUUACUAAACAUACGAACCAUUUGUUAAAAGCACCAUUCUGUGUUCAUCCAAAAACAGGUCGUAUUUGUGUCCCUAUAAACCCCGAAAACUGUGACGAGUUUGAUCCUACUACUGUACCAACUCUUGCCCAGCUUCUAGAAGAACUCAAUGCUGCUGAUAUGAACGUAGAUGGUGAGUAUUCUCAAGAGAAAAAAAGACAGAAAGUAGAUGGUGAGACUGACUGGGAUAGAACCUCACUUGGGGAAUCCAUUAGGUUUUUCAGAUCAUCAUUCUUACAGCCACUGCUGAAAUCAUGCAAGGAGGAGAUAGAAUCUUCGUACAAUGCUAAAGUGCAACAGUCCAAAAAUCCUCUGAGUUGGUAGAGCUUUAUUAAGUAAGUGAUAAUAGGAAUGGUCUUUAGAGUGAUUAAUAGAAUAGCAAGGAUAUAUUAGUAAGUAAUUAGUUAGAGAAAUUUUUAACAUUAUUCAAGUAUUAAAAUUGCAGCCUAAAUAUAAUCAGAUAUGACCAAAUUAUGUUUAGGUUGGCUGUGUAUAUGUAAUGUUUGGCUACUAUAUUAACAUGGGGCUAACAUACUUGGCUGAUUAUGAGGCUGAUUUUUUGGGUUUUCUGUAAUGGAAUUGGAAAGGUGAUUAAUAUUUGAUGGUUUAAAGGCCCCACUUUCUACAAUAA
This is a messenger RNA of Momordica charantia (bitter melon), 1920 nucleotides long. It is a transcript of the gene POLA3, whose product is annotated as DNA primase POLA3. Gene Ontology annotation, biological process: DNA replication, synthesis of primer. Lineage: Eukaryota; Viridiplantae; Streptophyta; Magnoliopsida; Cucurbitales; Cucurbitaceae. The record is from RefSeq and is a predicted model, not a curated record.